Penaeus indicus is the source of this 2783-nucleotide messenger RNA. RefSeq lists its product as uncharacterized. The record is from RefSeq and is a predicted model, not a curated record. The coding region runs from base 79 to 828 and encodes 249 amino acids. The transcript is spliced from 3 exons. NCBI's taxonomy places the organism in Eukaryota, Metazoa, Arthropoda, Malacostraca, Decapoda, Penaeidae.
GGAGAAAGAGGAGUAGUAGGAGCAAGAGGAGGAGGAGGAGGCGAAGGACACGAGGAGGGAAGGAGGACAGGGACUUCGAUGCAAAGGAAGAGCGAAGGGGGAUUCUCCGAGGUCCUUCACCCCAAGAACGCGAAGGAGGCGUUUGAGGUCCUUCUCAGUCCCAGGGAAGAAGGAGGGAAACGUCAGCUGCUAGGACUCCUUCUCCUGUGGACUCUGGCUGCCUUCUCGCGUCCGCCGGGUCUCGAGGGGUGGAGUGCCGAGGUUCUGGGAUGGGAUUUUCGCUUCUAUUUGAUCUGGAGCAAGAGUGCUAUGAUCAUCGGGCAGGUGGCCACAAUCCUCGUCCUGUUGGCCAUGCGGAGAUGGCCCAUCGACGACUGCCUCCUCGCCGCCGUCUCCGAGGCCACGUGCGUCCCCGAAAACCUGCUGCUGUUGGCCAUCUCCGGACCCGACCUGGCCUGGAUGCUGGCGCUCGUCCUCGUCUUCUCGCUGAUGCACAACUUCACGGAGAUCGGGGUCACCGCGGCGGCGUCGAGGAUCGUCACGAGCGCCGAGCACGCCCGUCUCUUCGGCCUGCUGGCGGCGUUGCGGCUUCUGACCUCCCCUCUACAACGCUUGACCUACGCUGACCUGACCCACGCCGCCGAGGACACGUUCCCUUCGGCGCAGUACCUCGUCGCCGCCGCCUUCGCCUGCCUCAACGCCUCCCUGGCAGCGAAUCUGUACCGACGGAGGCCACGAAGGAGGCAGCGUGGAGAAGGGUGCGCUGGGGGGAGACGGGGCGGCGGACAGGGAGGGAAAAUGGCGGUCGAUGUUGAGGUUUAUUUCUGAUUUUGUUUUUGGGUUUCUUAUUCUUAUUCUUAUUCUUCCUAUUAUUAUCUUUAUUUUAUUUUAUUUAUUCAUUUAUCUAUUUAUCUAUUUAUUUAUUAAUUUAUCUAUCAAUUCAUCUAUUAAUUAAUUAAUUAAUUAAUUAAUUAAUUAAUUAAUUAAUCUAUUCAUUUUGGGGGGGAUGGAGGGUGGAUAGGGGUAUACAUAUUAUCUACCUAAUUGUCUGUUUGUCAAAUACACAGCCACAGCUUUAAGCACUGACGACCUACCUGCUUGUGGUUGUUUAGAUGCGUGUGUGUGCGUAUGUAUGUAUGUAUUUAUGUAUGGUGACGAGCUGCUUGGAAGGAAAUAGCUCUGGUUAACUGCAUUGGUGGCGCUUACAAGAGGCCAAGCAGUUGCAAUAGCAGUGUACUUAACCUUCCAUCUAUAAACUAACCAUCCCUGAAGGUGAAUACUGAGUUUAUUAUAUGUUAAUGAAGUUUAAUAUAUCAUAAGUUGAUUUAUAAAUAUAAUGAGGACUUGGAUCUUUGCGAAAUAUAUUAAGCGUAUGAAUCUUUUGUUUGUGAGUGUAUGUUUGGAUUGAAUAUAUUAGUGUUGAGCAAUUGAAAGCAGUGCAAGUGUGCCAGAGACAGAGACGAGUUGGAAUCUUGCAACUUCACGACAUUGCAAUCAACAUCAAUGAACGUUUGGAAAAAAUAGAAAAGAGCGAAUAGGAAAAAUGAAGUGAAGUGAAGUGAACAUAAAGACAAAAAAAAAAAAAAAAAUAGAAAAGAGCGAAUAGGAAAAAUGAAGUGAAGUGAAGUGAACAGAGUGACAUGACUGAAGUGCAUGAACGGAGGGAACUGUGGAAGUGAUAUAAAUUUUAUUCCCUUAAUUCCAUGUAUGUUCAUUUAUCAGAAUUGCGUCACAAAAAUAAAUGGUUAAAGGUUUAAGUAUAUAUAUAUGUAUAUAAAUAUGUAUAUAUAUAUUUUUUUUUUUUUACUGAACUUCAAUAUUCUCAACCACACGUAUCUAUAUAUAUACACGCCUGUGUAUACAGAGAACGGUCAGAAUCCAAGGAUAUAAAAAAAAUAAGAUCUUGACGUAAUAUAUCCUUACACUGUUUGUGUGCCUUUGUAGCUAUAGGUAUGUGUAUGUAUGUGUAUGUGUGUUUAUUUGUGUGUGUUUGCGUGUGUGUGUUUGUGUGUGUUUGUGUAUGUGUGUGUUUGCGUGUGUCUUUGUGUGUGUUUGUGUAUGUGUGUGUUUGCGUGUGUGUCUUUGUGUUUGCGUGUGUUUGUGUGUGUCUGUGUGCACGUGCGCAUGUAUGUGCAUGAGAGUGUGCGUAGGUGAGGGUGGUGUAUGAAUGCAUUUAUACAACACUUUGUUAUGCAUAAUAAUCAUCGUCAUUAAUCACAUAAAUCACUUGUAAGUAAUCUCCGUAUAAUAUUAUUAGGAUUAGGAUGACAAAGUAACCAAAAUACACUAUAUAAUAAAAAUGAUAACAACUGCAGCAAAUAAUGUUGAUGAUAAUGAUAUUACUAUUUAUGAUAAUCACAAUAGCCAUGGUACUGAUGAUUCCAGUAAUGAUAUUAAUAACAAGAUAAUUAGUGAUAGUGAUGAUAAUGAUACUAUUAUCACUACUAAUAAUGUUAAUGAUGUUACUAAUAUUCAUGUUGUUAAUAAUAAAUUUGUUAUUAAUGUCAAUAAGAAUAACAAUGAAAUUUAUAAUAAUAAUACAAUGAUGUUAGUAUUGGCAAUAAUAGUGAUGACGAUCAUGAUAUUGAUAAUAAUAGUGACGAUAAAUAUCUGCGUCUUGUCAGUUACAGUUAUUAUAAAAAAAGAGAAAAAUAAUGAUUUCGAGAAAUCACUAUGAUAUUCUUGCAAGAAAUUUACUAUCCCCAAAACGAGGGAAAUAAUUGUUUUAUUGGCAUCAUUAUUACAAAGAUAUAAUCAUGACCCUACCCCCCCAAAAACAUAGA